AUGGCGUCCGCUCCAGAUGUGGAUAAUUUGGAACCGCUUGAUCCAUCGAUCAAUAAUAUUCUUGAACAAACUAGUUUAAAAUGGAUAUUUGUUGGCGGGAAAGGUGGGGUCGGAAAGACUACAUGUAGCUGCAGUCUUGCAUUGUCAUUAGCCAAGGUUCGUGAGAACGUUUUGAUAAUAUCGACAGAUCCUGCACACAACAUAUCAGAUGCUUUCAAUCAGAAAUUUGGCAAAACCCCAACAGCUGUUAAAAAAUGUCCAAACCUUUAUGCAAUGGAAAUUGAUCCCAAUCUUGGCUUUUCUCAAUUACCAGAUGAUUUUAUUGAUGAACCAGAUGCAGUUAGCCUUGGAAAACGCCUUGCUCAAGAUUUUCUUGGAGCAUUUCCUGGUAUUGAUGAAGCCAUGAGUUUUGCAGAAGUCAUGAGGUUGGUGACACACAUGGAUUUUUCUGUUGUUGUGUUUGACACUGCUCCUACAGGGCACACAUUAAGGUUGCUGUCAUUUCCAUCACUGAUAGAAAACUCGCUGGGGAAACUCCUUCAAAUUAAAAAUCAAUUCACUCCAAUAAUAAAUCAAUUUAGUGGUUUGCUGGGUGUAAGGGAUGCUGAUCCCAGCAUGGUGACGAAUAAAUUAGAGGAGAGUAUGCCCGUUAUUAAAGACGUCAGUGCAAAACUGAAGAAUGCGGAACACACCACGUUUGUCUGCGUUUGUAUAUCGGAAUUCCUUUCUUUGUACGAAACCGAGAGACUGGUUCAAGAAUUAGCCAAGUCUGACAUCGACACUCACAACAUCAUCGUGAAUCAGCUAGUAUACGUAAAUGAAGAUAGGAAAGACGCCUGUAAGUUAUGCGAAGCUAGAAGGAAAAUCCAAGCAAAGUAUUUGGAACAGAUUGACGACCUUUAUGAAGACUUUCACGUCACCAAAUUACCGCUUCUUCCACACGAAGUUCGAGGAUGUGAUAAAAUAGACGAAUUUUCACAGUAUCUUCGUCAUCCAUAUGUUCCUAAUGACAAAUCAAGAUAGAUGAUAAAUUCAGCAAGACUUAAAUUGCGACAGAUCGCAAACGGCUAGGGUACAGUCCGGUACGCAUGCAACAUUUUGCAAAAUCAAUACGUAAUGAAAAACAAUGGUGCAGAUUUUGAAAACAUUUAUAAUAGGAGAAAACCUCAUGUUUAGAAUGCUUCUUAAAUCGUUCACGCGGCCGGAGUGAAAGUCGCUCGUGUCGAAUUGGGCCUUUCAAGAAGCCAGGAGGAAGUUCCUCAGUCGAAAAUCGGUUCCUGUGACCGUUGCAUGCUUUUCGACGAUACAAAUCUUACAUUUACGGAGAUACAAUGUUCACAUUUUUCACAUAUCCUCCUUGCUUUGCAUAUUGCAACAAUACGCUUCAAGAAUUUCUCAAUCUUCUAACUGAACAGUUUUUUAUUAGCCGUUAAUAAUUUCUGUGAAGUCGUUUUGAUAUAAUUAUGAUAUAUUCGCUUCGCAUGUGGAAACACACACAUGGGAAAAUAUUUUAAAAUGGCGGUCAAAACAUUGAUGUUUGAAUAUUUGAAUAAUACUUUCUUUAUUGAAAUACAAGCAUUUUUUGGUGCGCAAGAAUGGAAUUAAAUCGAGAAAAUGCUGUCAUACUUGCUGCGGGACUUCUUGGUGGGGCCGGGACAGUAUAUACACUGUUUUCAUUGCGGAACUUGUUGCGUAAAUCUUGCAGAAGGGCAACACUUGCGCAGUUGACAGACAAAAUUAGCCUAGAAACACUAACGAAACUAUCUGAAGUAUCUAAUGUUAG
Messenger RNA from Dendronephthya gigantea, 1783 nucleotides. RefSeq names its product ATPase ASNA1 homolog. The coding region runs from base 1 to 1023 and encodes 340 amino acids. Lineage: Eukaryota; Metazoa; Cnidaria; Anthozoa; Malacalcyonacea; Nephtheidae. Gene Ontology annotation, biological process: post-translational protein targeting to endoplasmic reticulum membrane. Gene Ontology annotation, cellular component: GET complex. The record is from RefSeq and is a predicted model, not a curated record. The transcript is spliced from 9 exons. Gene Ontology annotation, molecular function: ATP hydrolysis activity; ATP binding.